Molecule: messenger RNA, 1964 nt
Organism: Rhinichthys klamathensis goyatoka
Lineage: Eukaryota; Metazoa; Chordata; Actinopteri; Cypriniformes; Leuciscidae
Gene: setd3
Product: SET domain containing 3, actin histidine methyltransferase
Exons: 12
Coding region: 26-1828 (600 amino acids)
Biological process (GO): positive regulation of transcription by RNA polymerase II; peptidyl-lysine dimethylation; peptidyl-lysine trimethylation
Molecular function (GO): histone H3K4 methyltransferase activity; histone H3K36 methyltransferase activity; protein-L-histidine N-tele-methyltransferase activity
Source: RefSeq, a predicted model, not a curated record
CCAUCCUCUCUCCCAGACCAGCAAGAUGGGCAAAAAGAGCAGAGUGAAGACCCAGAAAUCGGGGACCGGUGCCACAGCUGCGGUUUCUCCAAAAGAGAUGAUGAAUUUAAUUUCUGAACUUCUGCAGAAGUGCAGCAGUGCUGCUCCCUCUCCUGGGAAAGAGUGGGAGGAAUAUGUUCAGAUCCGAGCUCUGGUGGAGAAGAUCCGUAAGAAACAGAAAGGGAUGUCUGUGUCGUUUGAGGGAAUCAGGGAAGACUUUUUCUCCGAGCUGAUGGCCUGGGCCGCAGAAUGCGGAGCUUCUUGUGAUGGUUUUGAGAUCUCCAACUUUGCAGACGAAGGAUAUGGUCUGAAGGCCACCAAAGAUAUUAAGGCUGAGGAGCUGUUCCUGUGGAUCCCUAGAAAAAUGCUGAUGACUGUGGAAUCCGCCAAGAACUCUGUCCUUGGGCCGCUGUACAGUCAGGACCGGAUCCUACAGGCCAUGGGCAACGUGACCCUGGCUCUACACUUGCUGUGUGAACGGGCCAAUCCCAGCUCUCCCUGGCUGCCCUACAUCAAGACCCUGCCUGCUGACUAUGACACCCCCCUGUACUUUGAAGAGGAGGAAGUGCGCCACCUGCUGGCCACACAAGCCAUACAGGACGUGCUCAGUCAAUAUAAAAACACAGCGCGACAGUACGCCUACUUCUACAAAGUCAUCCAUACUCAUCCGAACGCCAGCAAACUGCCCUUGAAGGAUGCUUUUACCUUUGACGACUACAGGUGGGCAGUGUCUUCUGUAAUGACUCGUCAAAACCAGAUUCCUACUGCAGACGGAAGUCGGGUCACACUGGCCCUCAUCCCACUCUGGGACAUGUGCAACCACACCAACGGCCUGAUUACGACAGGCUACAAUCUAGAGGAUGACCGGUGCGAAUGCGUAGCUCUCAAAGAUUACAAAGAGGGCGAACAGAUCUACAUAUUCUAUGGUACGAGAUCCAAUGCAGAGUUUGUGAUCCACAAUGGUUUCUUCUUUGAGGACAACGCACACGACCGCGUGAAAAUUAAGCUUGGUGUGAGCAAGAGCGAGCGUUUGUAUGCCAUGAAGGCAGAGGUUCUGGCACGUGCAGGGAUUCCUGCGUCCAGUAUCUUUGCCCUGCACUGCAGCGAGCCGCCCAUAUCCGCUCAGCUCCUGGCCUUCCUGCGUGUCUUCUGCAUGACUGAAGAGGAACUCAGGGACUACCUGGUGGGCGAUCACGCCAUCAACAAGAUCUUCACCCUGGGCAACACUGAAUUCCCUGUCAGCUGGGAGAACGAAAUCAAGCUGUGGACGUUCCUGGAAACACGGGCUGCGCUGCUUCUCAAAACCUACAAGACGACCUCAGAGGAGGAUCGCUCCAUGCUGGAGAAGCCUGACCUGUCCCUGCACUCCAGCAUUGCUAUAAAGCUACGGCUGGCGGAGAAAGAGAUUCUGGAGCGCGCCGUGUCCUGCGGUCAGGCCAAGCGCCUGCACUUCCAGAAGCAGCUGGACGAAGGAGCCCCGCUGCCGCUCUACGAAGAAAGUGACAUCGCCCUUUUGGAGAACGCAGAUGCCAAACUCCCCAUCAUCCUGCGCAAGCUGGAAGAAGAAGACGAGCACGUUCAGGAGGAGAUGAACCUGGCCGAAAUCAAGCCCGACGCUGCCUGCCUCGACUCCUCCAUAUCCCCUGUUCUUAACGGGCAGUGUAAAGAUCUCAAUGGUACUCAAGAGGAUCCUCCAGGAAGUGAUGCAGUGGUGAAAGGGUGUGAGGUUGAGAAGCACGACCCGAGUACCAAACGAACUGAAGGUGAACCAAAAGAUGGUGGCAAAUAGUCCUGACCAGAGCGCGGUGGCAAUCUUAGUUCCUGCUCUUUAUUUAUUUUUGUUUAAGAGACUCACAAAUAGGAGCAAACGCUUUCUAAACAAAAAAUGCAGAGGAUUUCAGUUUAAAUGUUUUUUUGUUUGUUUU